AUGCACGAGGAUCUCGCGGUCAGCCGCGCGGUCCGCGAGUUCUGGAGGGGCUGCGAGGUGCGCGUCACGUACGUCGCGGGGCUUCUGACCGCCCCAGCUGUGCGCGACAAUACGGGCCGGAGCAGCACGGGGCAGGACCCUCGCGCGGCCGCGUCCCCGAUCUUCCGCGCCGAAGUCACGCUCAAGCGCAGCCCGCUGUACGUGCACCCUCUCGACAGCUGGGCGAUAGCUUGGACAUUUCAGGAUAACGAGAGGCUGCUCGUUUCCACGGACUACGUCAGCGGCGCCCGCAUGUUCGAUCCCCGCACCGGCACGUGGGUCUACGACGCCUCCGAGGACGCCCGCGCCACACGGGGACGGACUGCGCAGGCCCCCGCGAGCAACGUCACUGUCGAGCUGUACAGUCCGCUGCGCUCGCCGGCAGCGCCGCGAUCGAGCGCGUCGAGCCUGGCCAGCGCGGCGCCGGACGCGGCGUCUUCGAUGGUGCUGUUUCCUAUGCGCGGCGCUGGCCGGGCGCUCGGGCUCGGGUUCGCGCCGCCGGGUGCGAUGGUGUUCAACAACAGAGCGUGCACGCAGUCACAGGACCCCGAGGAGGACGAGGACUGCGUCAGACCCACGGGAGAGCUCCAACUCUCAUACUUUCCGGUCGAGCCGCUCCGGUCGCGCUUCGGAGCGCCAAGCCAAGGCGCGACGAGAACGUUGUUCGCGGUGACGCUCGCCAACGUCGGCACAACUCCGAUCCCGCUGUCCGACGUACGGCUGUGGUACUGGUUCGCCGGGAACGCCACGCACGCCCCCGACGCGGGCAUGUACCGCGGGGACUGCGUGGACUUGCGUCUCGGCACCAACGAAGAGGGCGGCAGCUGCCGCAACGACGACGGCUCGGACGCCGUGCUCAGCCGCAUCGGCAGCGGCGAUGGACCGAUCGAUCCGGGAGCGGCGUUCGUGCUCGAGGUCGCCUUCAACACGACAGACGCCGUCCUGGCGCCGCGUGACGCAGAGACCGGCGCGGACGGCGGGAGAGCGGUCCAGCAGGCGCUGCUGCUGCUAUCGCUGGAAGCCGUUACGACGGGCAGGGGGGGGGUGUUGCUCGACCAGUCGCGCGACUACUCGUUCUUGAACUCGACGGUGAUUGGCACGCGCGGCGGGAUCGUGACGCGGAAGCUCGAGGACAAUCCGCGGCUCCCGGCGUACGUCGUAGCGCGCGUGGGCAGAGAGGAGACGCUCCGCCUCGCCUGGGGCCUGCCGCCGGGGACGAGUGCGUGCGCGCAGCGCGACGUCCCGCCGGGCUACGUGUGCGGGGACCCGAGCGCGCCGGAGUCGUGCACGCUCGUCGCGACGUACUGCUGCGGGCCCUCUGACGACGACGGCACUGUCCUGGCCCUGCGCGUGCCGUCUGACUGGCAGGCGCGCGUGCGCGCAGCCAGGAAGAAGCAGAGCGGGAUCACCGUCCCCCCUCCGCUGCCGUCUCCGCGCAAGGCGCAGGACAGCGGCAGGCCCCCGACGCCCGCUGGGAAGGAGAGCAGUCGAGGCCGCCGGAGGUUUGUGUUUGAUUGGGACGCCCCAGAUCCAGAAACACCUUCGAACCAAGAGUCCGAGUUCGCGCUGGACUCCGACUUCGGGAGGCGGUCGGACUCGUGGGUGCCGCCGUGGAUCGUCGCGCCGGUCGACCGCGCGGCCACGCCGAUGCGCCCAUCGCUCGCCGUCCCGCGGAUCAGCGUGCCCCCGGGAGCGCUGUCGAGCCACGGCGACGUCACCUCCACCAUGAUGGACGAGCUGCUCGCUGCCGCGGGCGGCCUCGGCGGGCUCGACGGCGCAGUGUCGCGCGCCGAGCCUGCUCCGGGCGCCGCCAGCCAGUCGAGACCUGACGACGCCGCACACACCAAGGACCUCCCGUCUGAUCCCACACAGCUGGUCCAGUGGCAGCUCGACGCGAGCCUGCGCGCUACCGACGGGUCCGAGGACGGCGAGCGCGGGGAGGGGCCGCAGCUGCACGAACUGGAGUUCCUGCGUCGGGUGGGGGAGGGGUCUUUUGGAGUGGUGUUGGAGGCGAUGUGGAAGGCGGGGGAGGGGGUGCAGCGCCGCGUGGCGGUCAAGCUGCUGCGUGCCGUGGCGGCGGUGUGCAGCGACGCCGCGGGGCACGCGGCGGGUGCCGUGAAUCUGGAGAACGAGGUGAGGCUGCUGCGGGCGGUGAGCGAGGAGAGCCAAGGGGCGCGCGUCGUGCAGUACCUAGGGGGCAGCAGCCGGCCGGUGCCGUUUCUCGUCACGGAGUUCCUCCCGCGCGGGUCACUUCACGGGUUGCUGCGGUCUCGCGCGUCGGCGGCGGCCAAGUGCGGCGCUGGGAGGAGAGCCGGGGGGCUGUCCGACGGCCAGUGCAUGACGAUCGCGUUCGACGUUGCGGACACGCUCGCGGCGGUCCACAUGGCGCACCGCGACUUGAAGCCGCAGAACCUUUUGGUUGCGGAGGACGGGCGGGUGAAGCUCGCGGACUUCGGCCUGUCGCGGCAGUGGGGCGCGGACGCUCUGCUGAGCUCGGUCGCAGCGAGCCACAACGACGGCACGCCGGCCUACAUGGCCCCAGAGACCCUCCAGUCGCUCCGUGUGCACCCCAAAGGGGACGUGUACAGCCUCGGUAUGCUGCUCUGGGAGUGUUUCUGCGGAGAGCCGCCCUGGAGCGGCCUCGACCCCUACCAGGUUAUGUACCAGGUGGUCAUUGCGGGGGCCCGGCCAAAACUCCCCCCGGACACCCCCCCGGCGCUCUCAGCGCUGAUCCGCAAGUGCUGGCGCGCGGAUCCGGACCACCGGCCCUCGAUGCCGGACGUGGCGUCCUUUGCGGCGCGCAUCCUCUUCGAGCAGUCGGGGGCGUCGCCGUGCGCGAGCAGCCGACGUGGCGAAGUGCCCGCCGUGCCCCUCCCGUGGCCGCCAGAGGAGGGCUUCGCGGACAGCGACGUGUGA
This is a messenger RNA of Pedinophyceae sp. YPF-701, 2955 nucleotides long. NCBI's taxonomy places the organism in Eukaryota, Viridiplantae, Chlorophyta, Pedinophyceae. The record is from the annotation of a GenBank genome assembly.